CCUGUGAAGGUACUUUGGACUGUUCAGGGGUUAAGAGGGAGACAGUCUCCUGUGAAUAUGCAGUUUACUGUUUUAAAGCUCUCAGUAAAUGAUUGUUAGAAAUCUGUCAUGUGUAGCAAUAUAUUCAGAGAGCAUACCAUAGGCAUUGCUUAUACUUAAAAACUGUGUAUCUGUCACCAUUGCCAACUUGAUUUCAAUCCCCAGAGGUUAGAGGUGCAGCAAAUUGGACCAAUUUUCCGGUAUGGAAAAAGGGGAAUAUAACAAUAUAUAUGAAAACACAGAGAAUGCAAGAAUGUAUGAAAUUCCAGAUUUGGGGGAAGGAGACAUUGAGCAAAUUUAUGAUCAUACUAGUGAAGACUUGAGGCCCGUUUCUUUUACAUCUAUUCACGGCAGCAUGGAUAUGAGAUAUCAGGAAAGCCCAGAAGAGAACAGCCAUACUAAUUCUUUGUCCUCUCAGUAUGACGGGGAAAAAGAAGCUGAUUUUUCUGAGCAAUACAUUCAUGAAGACCAGCAAAGCCAGGGGGAAAUGGAACUGCUAAACCAAAGAUCAUCUCCUGAGCCAAUAGAAGGAAUGCCAUUUGCAAAUGAAGGAUUGUCUUCAGCUGAUUUCUUUCUGAAGAAGAUCCAGGGUAAUUCCAAAAACUUUCAAAAUGGCAUCAUAUUUUCUUGCAACAAUAAUUCAGAAGAAAAUAAUACUCAAGAGGUGCAUCAUGAGAUUUUUCUUUUUGUUAAGGCUGGUGUAGAUGGAGAAAGCAUUGGGAACUGUCCUUUCUCACAACGUCUUUUCAUGAUACUUUGGCUUAAAGGAGUUGUAUUUAAUGUUACUACAGUUGACCUGAAAAGAAAGCCAGCUGAUUUACAUAAUUUAGCUCCUGGAGCCCAUCCACCAUUCCUAACUUUUAAUGGAGACGUGAAGACAGAUGUCAACAAAAUUGAGGAAUUUUUGGAAGAAACCCUUUCACCUCCAAAGUAUCCUAAGCUUGCUGCCAAGCACCGUGAAUCCAACACUGCAGGCAUAGAUAUCUUCUCUAAAUUCUCUGCAUUUAUCAAAAACACAAAACAGCAGGACAAUGCAAGUUUGGAGAGAGGUUUGACAAAGGCUCUAAAGAAGCUGGAUGAUUAUCUGAGUAAUCCUUUGCCUGAAGAGAUGGAUGCAAGCAGUGCAGAGGAAGAGAAAGUAUCAAAACGAAAAUUCCUGGAUGGGGAUGAGCUGACCCUUGCUGACUGCAACCUUCUGCCCAAACUCCAUGUUGUUAAGAUUGUAACAAAGAAAUAUCGCAACUAUGAGUUUCCUGUGGAGAUGACUGGACUUUGGCGAUACUUGAAAAAUGCUUAUGCUCGGGAUGAAUUCAUCAACACUUGUGCUGCUGACAAAGAAAUUGAAAUAGCCUAUGCGGAUGUAGCGAAGCGGCUCAGCAAAUCCUAACUAAAAUCUACAAGAAUAUUUUUUUGCAGAGAUUUGCUUAUUCAUAGAUGCUUCUCAGUGAUGCCUUCAACUCUGUACAUAAUGUAUGUAUGUAUAUUAUUAUGCUUUUUGGGUUACUUCUUUGAUUAGAGUCCAUUUAUCUUCUCCCAUUGAAGGAAUGGCUUCCAUUUGCAGAACGAGGAGGUGGUGAUUCCCUCUCCCCUGCAGUCCCUCGAAAUCGGUUUUGGGAUCAUGAGAAGCCCUCCAAAGAUUCUGGAAAAAAUGUAGGAUAACAGUGCAGAGGGGAAAGCAUUUCUGAAAUCUUCACCAAUGUGUUUGAACAAAUAUUAUAACUUCUAAUCUGUGUUUUGAUUAACAAGUUAGCAGUUAGCUGUUACCUUAGCUAAAAAAAAUCAAUAUUAAUUAGAACAUAAACAUGAAAUAGUUGGAGUUGAUUUCUUAAUUUUUCUCAUGCACUCUUGGUAUGAUCUGUUUGAAAACACAUUGUGUAUUAAUAUGGGACUGUAAAGCUGGAGGGAAAAUUGGACUGGCCAUAGAACAGUUGCUAGCAUCAUACAGCAACUGCAGCUGAAAGUGCAACCUACAUGCCCACAGAUGUGGGGCAGCUUGGGCCUUUUUGGGUGGUUAGCUUGAGUGAAUACUAAGAUUUAUCAGAAAUACUGGAGACUGGCUCUCCUGUUUUUUUCUCAGUCCUGAAGUAUGGAAAUAGUGAGUGAAACAAUUUUGUAUAGGUUCAUAAUUCAAGGUUUUGGGAAGGUUCAAUGUUAGUACCAAACUCACAUGAAAUGAUGUUGAAAAUACAAUAUGAUACUCAGAAUUCAGGUUUAUGUGGAAAGACCUCAUGGUUAGCAGCUAAUUGCCAACAUAUCUCUGUGUGUCAAUAAACGAGGGCACAUGCAACAAAAAUCAGAUGCUUUAUAUAAAUUCCAGGAUAAUAUCAUAAGUUUAUUUUCUGUGUAGUCAUUCAGUUUGAAAAUCCUGAAGACAAUAGCAGUGUACUAAAAUAACUGCCCCUGCCAUUCCAUGAGGUGGUACUUUGACAGUUGUAUAACAGCUGCUAGAGAAUUAGUUGGUGCCUUGCUGCCAUCUUUCUUAUUUGUACUGUGGGGUGCUCACAGAUGGAUUUUCUGCAACUGGGUUGUUUCAGCCUUUGCCUGAUGAGUUCUGCAUGAAGCUUUUCUUGUCAACAGGUUGGAAGCCUGCUAUUUUCUGCUAUGUCAGGUUUUUAAAAAGGUUUUUUUAAAUAUAAAAAAUGAACUGGGAAGUUGGAUUAUCCUAAAGUAAGGAACUGAUCUCCAGUUUUUGCUCUUUUUCAAAGUUUACCUAUGGGCCCCACAUGCACCCUAGAAGCAUUCUUGGUGGUAGGAGGGGAGGAAUGAUAGGCUUUGGGUGAUAUGAAACAUCCUAGGAGGCUAGAGAUGGUCUGUACUGGGGGACUGGCAUCUCCCUGUGCCAUGUGCAUGUUUGCCUGCUGAGACUGGGGUAGUAUGGUGAGUGAGUUUGUACUUUUAGCUGCUUUUACCUCACCUCUACCUGGUCCCUGGUAAAGGGUGGUGAAUGUUUUACUAGUGUGUGUGUGUGUUUGGGUGUAGCAUGUGUGAUUUUGUCUAUGUACAAUGUUUGUAUGUUUUUGCCUUCUUAAAAAGAAAAAAUGGGAUGCACAAUGUGGAUGGGUGUUUUCACUAUAUGUAUGUUUCUCUGAGCAUCUGCAGUUUGUAUUCCAUGUUACUGGUAUUUUAUUGUGCUUUGUGGGGGGAAAUAUUUGGUUGACUUUGGGAGCUCAUGUUGCAGAUGCAACAAUGCUCAGCACUCAAGAGUCACAGUGAGCAGUAGCAAUCAGGUUAGAGUCUUUGACUGACCCAAAACGUCUUCCCUUUUUUUCUACCUAUCCUGUAAUGUAAACUGAAACUCUUAAGGGUGUUUCCACCUUUUCUCCCUCUCAGUCCCCUCUCUAUAGUGCAGUUAGAUUAGAUUAGCAACCUGAGUUACUUUCCUAUCUUUAGAAUUACUUUAUAUAUAGUUUCUCUAUACCAUUGGUAUCUUUGCUUCUUGGUCAGGAUCUCUAACUGCUGCCCACAUUCUCUGUCAGUUCAGUCCUAUCUCUGUUUGUUGCGGUGCUUGUCGCUCAGCCUUACCACUUUGUCUUCUGUGAAAUGUAUGUUGGAGUAGAACACUGUAGUUUCAAGCAAAAGGUUUUCUUUUUGGAGUUCAGACAACCUUGUGCUUAGGUAUGGGGGCAAACUACCUUAUCCUUUAUCCUGACAAGUCUAAUUUAUGGGAAAUGGAUAUUUUGUGACUGGAUGCGGAGUCACUACUAGAGCUCUUUUCUGAGAACACCCUCAAAGCUCUCUUGAUAUUUCCAUAUGUGGCUCCGGAAAAAAAAUUAGUUCCCUGGAACUAUCUUUGGAUAACAAGAAUUUAGGCUACUUGACAUACAUUAAUGCUUACUGCCAGGGCCAGCCAAAGAAAUUUUGCUGCCUGUGGUAGAGUAGCACAUAACUCUACCUAACAUAGGAGCUUUCCCUAGUACUAAAAUUGGCUGCCAGAGCAUUGCUGGAGGACGAGUGAUGGUUGGGUGGCAGUGCAGCAGCAAUUUUGUGUGCGGUAAAAUUAGUUUUAACCUGUUCCAGCCCUAUCCUGUCCCAUGCCCGGGUCAGCGUUAAAAUUGCAUGCGAUAAACUCCAUAGUUCCUAAGUUUAUUUGGUCAUAUGAGGUAGCAAAUCGCACAAGUACUUUUCUCAUCUUGGUUUGCUUAAGCCAAGAGCCUUAAAUGUUCCCUAAAUUUGGCUGUUUCAUCAUCUCAUCUCAACAUGACUCUCCACGUUUUAAAUCUUGCAUCAGAUUCAUUGGAAGAAGGAUAAGAACUACAUGAUAUAAUUUCACAAAUUCAGUAUUUAUUGUAGAAGCAAAACAAAGGUAUCAAAAUCAGAUCUUGGGCGCGAGGCGGGGGAAUAAAUAAAUUGAAUAAAAGGCAGAGAUUUAAAUCUUUGCCAGUUUUGUUCUUGCAGCAAGAACAACUAAUUGUACCAUUUAUUUUUCUUACUGCAAGAAGGUCAUCAAAAGUUGAGCAGGUUUUGAAGACACAAUUUAGGACUUAUUCUAUGAACAGAUGUACAUGGUUUUUGUGCACAAAUAGCAUUUUCUGCUCAUCAGUAUUAUUUUCUGUUUUGUACAAGACCAGGCUCACACUGCAAACAUUCUCACCCCUGUAUUAUUCUCCUUCUCAGGGCUUCUUGACACCUGAGAACUCUUUCCAUAUUCCAAAUAGUUUUGAAUAUUCUUUCCGUACUUAAUGAAUGGUGAUGAGAAUUGGUAUGGUGUAUUAUUAUUACAGCUAGUAAUUAAAAAUGUUUUUUAGAUUGCAUGCCAAAACAAUUAUCCUCCCUGGAAAACCUAGGGAUAAAAACUGGCAUUUGUUAAAGGUUUGGUGUAUAUAUUAUUAAUGUAGGAUUCAGAUUCUGGCAUUCCAUAUCAGAGCCCACAAGUGGCCACUAGAACUGGAUGCUUCAUGCAUUCACUGCCUUGGCAGCCUGUAAUUUGAAUACAUUAUGCCAUGGUUAAAUGUUUAAUGUUUUGAUAUUUACUAGAUAAUAUGUUAUACUAAUAUUGUACCUAAUAUUGUCACAAAUUCAAGCAACAAGUGUGGUGAUAAGAAGAUUUCUUUAAAAUGUCCUGCCUAAUUUAGUAAAACCAAAGGACUUAUGUAAUAUCUGGGAAAGUGAACAGAUUUUAAAGUGAGUCCAUUUUACAUUCCUGGUGACAUUUAGAAGUUUAUCGCAAUUACCUUAGAACGGCCCCUGAGCGUUCUUAAAGGGGCCGUUCCUGGAACGGGAGGCAGUGGGGAACGCUGUAUAUCGCACAGCAAGAACGCCGCCACCGCCAAGCAUUCCCCUUCCUUCUAGGAGUGUUCCCCUUCCGUCUAGAAGCGUUCCGUUCCGUUCUGGAGGGCUGAUUUUUGAGAACGCUUGAGAAAGCGUUCCUGAAAAUCGGCCCUGAGGAACGCUCCCAGAACGGAAGGGGAAUGCUCGGCGGCGGCGUUCUCGCUGUGCGAUAUACAGCGUUCCCCGCCACCUCUCGUUCCAGGAACGGCCCCUAUAAGAAUGCUCAGGGGCCGUUCUAACGUAAGUGCAAUAAACUACCCAGUCAGAAAUGCAGCUUCUUGUUGCUUUCUUCCCUGUCCAAUUUCAGGGUAAAGUAGUAAGUGAUAAUCAUGCUGGAGAGUGUUUAUCUACACUGGCACAGCACGUUUUCUGAAAAAAAUCUAAAUGACAAGACAGACAGUAUGGAUUAACAAUAACUUUGUUCAUAAAUUUCUCACAAGAUGUAAAGAAAGAUGCAGAUCAGAGGAGAAAAGUAGCCAACAAUAUGGAUUUAAUCAUUGAUGUUGCAGAAAAUGCAGACCAAAUGUCUGUAAAAAUGUCAAUUGUAGCCAAACAUUUCUUAGAUAUUUGUUUCAAAGACAUCAGUACUUCACACAGUAAUUCAUUCCUAUCUGGAAUCCACAUUGAUCUCUCUUUUAAUAUUAAUUUUAAAACCACUAAAGAACACUUUCCCCCCUGAAGGGUACUGGAGUUGUUGACAAUCUAGCAUAUCUGUAUAGCAGAAACAAUGAAGUUUCAAGGAACUUUAAAUAGGAAUUUUAUCAAAACACCUCUCCCAAGGAUUUCCAUGGGGCAACUGUUUUUGUCUGUCAUAUAUUUUUUUUUAAAAAGUUGAGUUUUAUGACAUUAAAGACUUAGAGAUUUAUUGUGGCAUAAGGUUUUAUGGGCAACCACGUUGGGUGAAGUAGACUCUAGUCCCAUAAAAGAUGAGUCGUUACUGUGUUUCUGACUUAUGGCGACCCUCAGGCGACCCUAUCAGUGGGUUUUCUUGGUAAGAUUUGUUCAGAAGGGGUUUACCUUUGCCUUCUUCUGAGGCUGAGAGAGUGUGACUUGCCCAAGGUCACCCAGUGAGUUUCUAUGGCUGGGUGGGGAUUUGACCCCUGAUUUCCAGAAUCAUAGUCCAACACUGAAACCUUUACACUAUGCUAGCUCUUACUAUAUUCUCUUUCACAAUGAAAGAGCCUAAUAAAGGCCUAAUAAAUUUGUUAGUCAUGUGUGCAUGUGCAUGUAUGUGGUGAGCAAUCUAAGCAUUAACUCAAGAAUAGAAACAGGGUAGGAAAAGGCAUGGGGAGCUGAUGCCUUCUUCUUUCAUUUCUGCUGUAACAUCUCAUAUAUGAGGAGUGGCAUUUGGCUUCCUCCAGUCUCAAAGUCUUCUGGGUCAUGCAUGUGCCCCUUCCGUCCCUUCCCUUUGCCUCAUUUGCCGGGUGGCACCACCAGCAGCCCUGCUUGGGUGGCAACUAGUUAAACAAGUGAGGCAGUGGGAAAGGACAGAAGGAAUGCACUGUAGGCCACCACAGCCCUUUCUGGGACUGGCUAGGUGACAGAUGGGGAGGGGGAGUAGAUGACAGAAACAGCAGGAGGAAGCUUUACCUCCACCAGGCUCCCUCCUCAGGAGUGCCAGUGGCAGUGAAGAGGAAGGGGCAAAUGUACCCCUUCUUUCUCUCCCACUGCCUCACUUGCCUGGCUAUCUCCCCAGCAGCCCUGGGUGAGCAGGCAGCUAAAUGAACAAGUGGGGGAGUCAGGGGUGGACGCCACGACCUCCUGUCAGCCCCCUUGACACCAAGCCUGAGGAUGUUCCUUUAUUCAGGGCAAAAGUACUUGACCUGAGACUGCACCAUUUUAGUGUUAGUAACAGUGUAAUUUCAGGUUAAGUACUUUUGCCCUGGAUAAAGGAACACUUUGUUAUUCUUUUGGACUUCAGGAUUAACCCUGUGAACUUCCGAUUAAUCUGACAAUGAGAAAUUUUCCCUUCCUUGUGGUGGUAGUUUCUGGCCAACGUCUAACCCAAUGAUCCAGUUCACUAGCUUUUUUUUUUUUACAUGAUUAACAGGAGAGUGUAGCUUCUACUUAUUUGGAAAUAGGAUUUACAGUACAGACUCAUUGUCAGUGAAUAUGAGAGGGAGCAUGACGUAGUGGUAUUAGUGUUGGAUUCUGAUUGACCAGGGUUUGAAUCUCCGCUAAGUCUUGGAAAACCACUGGGUGACCAUGAACAAGUCAGCCUGAGAGGAAGGCAAUGGCAAACCCUCUCUGAACACUUCUCACCAAGACAAAUGGAGAAUAAGGCAUACCACCUUUCUAAGCAAUAGGUGAUGUUGUCAGUCUGCUCUUAUUGUCAAGAUGUUCCUUCUAAUGUUCAAUCAAACUCUACCCUCCUGUAACUAUUCAAUCUGGUCCUAUCCUCUGGGGCAGCAGAGAACAGGGCUGCCCUAUCCACUCUGUGACAGUCUUGAGGUGUUUAAAGAAUGUAAUCAUGUCACACCCUCAGUCUUUUAAGUCAUGUGAUAAGACAGAGAGAGCAUGAAGACAUCUAACAACAGCAGCAGCAGCAACAACAACAACAAUUAAAUAGUUACAACUUGGUCACGCCACCCCAUGAGAGUGUUUACCUCUAUAUUUAAUAUUGGAAAAAAUUGCUCUGAUUUUAGACUUUAGAUGACAGUCAGAUGCCCAGGAUGAGAAAUUUAACUUAAAAUUAAAACAAUGGAAGCGUCUACUAACAUAGAAAGAUGUAAGCAGCUUCAAGUUGUCUGUUGGCUUAUGAGUUUUGUAGAAUUUUCUUAAGCAAGGAGUAUUCAGAGUUGAUUUGCCACUGACUUCAAUUGAAGAUAGCCUACAGUGCCAGGCAUUCCUCAGCAAUGUCCCUUAUAAUCCUUUUUUCACUACUUGCAAAUCAAAACCUUUUUACUAGAAAUAGGUAGAACUGGAAUUUUGAGAUGAGAUGUUAACUUCUAGAAACAUAUUGUCAAGAAAGAUAUUACAAAAAGAUUUAUUAUUAAAGAUGUGCAAAGUCAUUUCUUCAUUAAGACCCACUGAUACAUAUAAAAUGAAGUGGGGAAGAGUUGCAUUUGAACAUACUUUUAAAAAGAAGUUAUUUUUUCCCCCAUCAGUUCCAGUAAAGCAGUUCAGUGUUAGAGCUAACAAAGAAACAAACAGACAGGGGAUAAAGUACAUAUAUCCCCUGACUGAAAAUCAAAUAUGUUUUUGCUUGUUUAACUAUUGGUUAUGUAAGGAACAAAAUGCUAACUGUAGAUUGUCUUUGUGGCCAUAUAAACAUGUAAGAGUUUAAAAGCAUUGCCAUAACUAUCAGAUAAAUUAUCCUAACUUGUUCUUAGAAAUAUAUAGACUACCAAUAAAAAGAAUGGCUUACGUUCUACUUGCAAAUUUCUGGAAGAAGCCAGGUUUGUCUGCUAUGGUAGUACAUUUUUGGUGAAGAUAGUUAUUAUAUUAUAAAACCCUUGGUGAGAAGGAGGAUUCUACACAGAAAAUUCUCUCCAACCAAUAAACCUAACUUAAAUUAUUUCCCCCCCAGAAUAUGAGAAUAUGCCCUAUGAGGAACGACUCAGGGAGCUGGGGAUGUUUAGCCUGGAGAAGAGAAGGUUAAGAGGUGAUAUGAUAGCCCUGUUUAAAUAUUUCAAAGGAUGUCAUAUGGA
Sceloporus undulatus (fence lizard) is the source of this 8957-nucleotide messenger RNA. RefSeq names its product chloride intracellular channel 5 (gene CLIC5). The transcript has 6 exons. Lineage: Eukaryota; Metazoa; Chordata; Lepidosauria; Squamata; Phrynosomatidae. The coding region runs from base 242 to 1426 and encodes 394 amino acids. The record is from RefSeq and is a predicted model, not a curated record.